Entamoeba dispar SAW760 is the source of this 1833-nucleotide messenger RNA. RefSeq lists its product as uncharacterized. The record is from RefSeq and is a predicted model, not a curated record. NCBI's taxonomy places the organism in Eukaryota, Evosea, Mastigamoebida, Endamoebidae. The transcript has 2 exons. Bases 1 to 1833 code for a protein of 610 amino acids.
AUGAACAUAGUAAAAUGGAUAGUUCUUAUUUUUUGUUUUGCUGGAUGGUAUUAUUUAGUUCAUCACCAAAGAGUAUCUGAUUUAGAAUUAAUCUUUAAAUAUAAGUACAGUGGAAAUCCAACAAGCGAAUUAAAUGCUGUUCCAUUAGUUACAGAUAUUGAUGGAGAUGGAAUUAACGAUAUAGUAUUAACACCAUUUGCAUCAAAGAAACUAUCUAUAUAUUCUGUUAAGAAAGGAAGUUUAGUAUUAAAAAAAGAAGUUGAUUUACCAGAGAAGUCAUUUCCUAUUUACAUCACAAGUGGAUAUGAUAAACAAUAUAAUAACACUGAAAAAAGGUCACAAAUCAUCAUUGUGAUUAUGAGAGAUUUUGAAGUUAUUUGUUUUAAUCCUGAUUUAACUAUUCGUUGGAGACAAAAUUAUUAUAAACCAAAAGCCAAAGCAUAUGUACAAGAAGUUAGUGCUAUUAUCGUUCCUUAUGAAAUUCAAACUCAAUAUCAAGGAGCUGUUAUUGCAGCAUUUAGAACUUCAUAUGAUGAAAAUCUUUCUGGAAAUAGAGUUGAUAAAGAAUUUGAAGAAGAUUUUAGAGUUACCCUUCAACAAACAUUUGAGGAACAAAAAGAAGAUUUGGUUAAUGAUGACUUUGAUCCAGAAGAUAUGUUAAAAGAACAUAUGAAUUAUUAUGCAUUUAGUACUAAAGAUGGUCAACUAAUCUGGCAACAUGAAACUGAUGAAAAAGAUGAAUACCUAGAAUUAAUAGAACAAAAUACUGAUGAAAUUGAAAAAUAUAAGAAGUUCAAAAUAUUUAGUUCAUUUACAGAAGAAUUUGGUGAGAUACAAUGGCAUGAAUUCCAUGAUGCUGUAUUUCAAAAUAUGCCACACCAAUGGACAUCGUAUUAUGAUACUAAAAAUAACUCCUUCUCAUUUUGCACGAGAUAUGAUAUUAAAUACCCAUAUAAUUCAUUCGAUUUAAUUAAAAAUCCUAAUGUAUUUGUUGUACAUCAAAAAAAUGGUAUUGAAGUUAUUCACCUAUUUACAGGAAAACCAUUACUUCAUGUUUCAUUAUCUAGUUCAACAAUGUCUUCAGCAAGUGCAUUUGCUGAUAUUGAUGGAGAUGAUUCAUUAGAUGAAGUAUUUACUCACCAAAUUGCACAUACAUUAGACUAUUCAAAAGUUGAUGAUGAUAUUAGUUGUCAAGUUCAAGCCAUGACAAUGGGAAAUUUCCAAUUUUUAUUCUCGCAGAAUGCAUGUACUAAAUCUCGUAGAUUCGAUUUAUUAAGAAGAAGAGAAGAAAGUACUGAAGUUAUCAUUUUACCACCAUUACUAAUUCCAAAUCAAGAAAUAGCCCAUGACGGUAGACCUAAAUUUGACAUUAUACUUUUAAAUAAUCUAGGGCUAAUGACGUCUGUAUCAAAUAACGGUGCAUUAAAGUGGCAGGCUGAAGUUCAAUCAUAUUGGGAUAUUGAAGAAAAGAAUGCUAAAACUUUCAAACCUGCUUUAGUGUCAUUCAAAUUCACUUAUGGAAAGAAUGAAACAGAUCCAUUUAUUGUAUCACAAGGAAGUAGAUUUGUAAAUGUUGUAGAUUUAAAUGGUAAUGUUAUUGCUAAAAAAGAAUUUGAUCAUAUUUGUAAACCAAUUAUGCCACCAGUAUUUGGUGAUGUUAAUAACGAUAAGAAAAAUGAUAUUAUCAUUGUUACUGAUGAUCAUAUAAUGGCUUAUAAAAUGGAAGUUGUUCCUUCUGUUGAAUUCUUACCAAUUUGUAUCGCUUCAUUGAUCGUGUUAAUGUCAUACAAUAUUUAUAUUGUUGCUAUUAAUUAUUACAAGAAACUUGAGUAA